GCCGCCAUGCGAGGUCUAUUUCUGAGUCUUAUGCUCUUGCUCUUUGCCAUAGCGACUUCACGGGCCCUCAACUGCCAGCCGUGUAAAUUACUGGAGGCCCGCCAGACACAUGCAAACCAAACCCACACGCAGCCAAAGUGA
Messenger RNA from Drosophila gunungcola (fruit fly), 141 nucleotides. RefSeq lists its product as uncharacterized. Lineage: Eukaryota; Metazoa; Arthropoda; Insecta; Diptera; Drosophilidae. The record is from RefSeq and is a predicted model, not a curated record. Bases 7 to 141 code for a protein of 44 amino acids. The transcript has a single exon.